This is a messenger RNA of Brachypodium distachyon (stiff brome), 1629 nucleotides long. Its product is annotated as AAA-ATPase At3g28610. Bases 1 to 1524 code for a protein of 507 amino acids. The record is from RefSeq and is a predicted model, not a curated record. The transcript has 3 exons. NCBI's taxonomy places the organism in Eukaryota, Viridiplantae, Streptophyta, Magnoliopsida, Poales, Poaceae. Gene Ontology annotation, molecular function: ATP hydrolysis activity; ATP binding.
AUGAUGGGCAUGGGAGCAGUGCUGGAGCACCUCCGGUCGUCGGCGUGGUACUACGUGACGCCUGUGGUGGCGGCGUGCGCCCCGAUCGGCGUGCUCCGGACCUACUUCAACCACCACCUCCGGCGGCCCGUGCGCCGCCUCCUCCCGUUCCUGGACACCUUCGUCACCAUCGACAUCGUCGCCUCCGACUCCUCCGCCUACUCGUACAGCUACCACCGGGACAAGGCCAAGUCGAGCGACGCCUACGCGGAGGUGCUGGCGUACCUGAGCGAGGUCUGCUCCCGGGAGGCGCGGGAGCUGUGCGCCGAGGGCGCGGAGGAGGGCAACGGCUUCGUGCUCAGCCUCCGCCAGGGCCAGGAGGUGGCCGACGAGUUCGAGGGCGUCACCAUGUGGUGGUCGGCCGUGGCCGGGAACAACAGGAACUCGUAUGAGCCGGACAAGUGCUGCCGCUUGACGUUCCACGAGCGGCACCGGAGGCUCGUCGUCGAGGAUUACCUGCCGCACGUCCGGCGCACCGGGCAAGAGGUCACGUUCCGCAACCGUCCUCGCAGGCUCUACUCAAACAAGGCGGACAUCACAUACAUUUCGUCGAGGGAGGACGUGUGGAGCUACAUCGAGUUCAAUCACCCCACCACCUUCGACACCCUGGCCAUGGACCCAGCCAAGAAACAGAAGAUCAUGGACAACCUCGACGACUUCCGCAACAGCAGGGACUACUACAACCGCAUCGGGAAGGCGUGGAAGCGAGGUUACUUCCUGUACGGCCCGCCAGGCACCGGCAAGUCCACCAUGAUCGCCGCCAUGGCCAACUACCUCAACUGUGACAUCUAUGACAUUGAGCUCACCACCCUGCGUACCAACAGCGACCUCCGCAAGCUCUUCAUCGAGACCACGGGCAAGUCCAUCGUCGUCAUCGAGGACAUCGACUGCUCCCUCGACUUGACCGGCAGCCGUGGCAACAAGCCGACGCGGACUCCUCGACCACGACAACAAGAUGACGGCAGCAGCAGCAACGACAUGGCGAUGCAUUUCUCUAAAAGCAUGGUGACGCUAUCCGGCCUCCUCAACUUCACCGACGGGCUUUGGUCGGCGCACAGCGGAGAGCGGAUCAUCGUCUUCACCACCAAUUACGUCCACCAGCUUGAUCCGGCGCUCAUCCGCCGUGGACGGAUGGACAUGCACAUCGAGAUGUCGUAUUGCAAGUUUGAGGCCUUCAAGACGCUGGCCAACAACUACCUUGGGCUUGACAAAGUGGUCGACGCGCACCCGAUGUUCGACGCAAUUAAGGAGCUGCUGCAGGUGGUGGAGAUAGCCCCAGCGGAUGUCGCCGAGUGUCUGAUGGCGUCCACGGGCAAGGAACGUGAUGCAGACACUUGCCUCCGGAGUCUGCUUGACGAGCUCAAAAACAGGGCCAAGAAAAAGAAGGCGUCCGAGGCCGAGAAAGAAAGGGAAGGCAGCCGAGCUCGUAAACAAGGCCAAGACAAAGUAGGCGGCCAAGGACGACGUCCUUUAGUGAAAACUUAAAACUUUCAAUCCUGACGAUUAGAUCCAAAAUAGAUGGAUCAGAUGGAAUGUGGAAACUCUAAUCACUUAAAUACGUUUUAUUAAAACCACCCCAUGUGAUUAGAG